AGUGCCUGUCCGAGCUAAGUCGAUUUGGCGGUCUGGCAGCUGCGUUUCGAAACGGUAAACGGUUUAAAGUUUUUUUGCCUCACGUGUUCGUCUUAUUCGUGGUUUUUAUUGUUAAUUAAUUAAGUUUCUGGCGCAUAAUGCUGCUGUUGCACCUGCUGCUCUGGCCAGCACUUAUAGACAGUAUCCCCUCGCCGCCCUCCGCCUCCCAAAAAGCGGAGGUGGCCAAGCUACGCGGCGAACUGGAGAAAGCUCUGGAGGAAGACGGCGGAGCACCCCCGGGUGUGGUGGUGGCACCUGGCUGGACCCAGCAGGCUGGUCGACCGCUCCCUGGUAAGGCCACCAAAGUGGUGGUGGACGACUCGUCGCUGGACAGAGCCGCCGCCAUUCGCCAGGAGAUUCAGCAGGCGGUGGCUCGCCAGGGACAAAACCCGGAAGUACUGCAGCUGGAGGCGCUGCUGAAGGCCAGGGGAAGCACCAAGGAGACCCCGGCUCAUGUGGGCAACAGUCCCCGUGAGGAGCUGCUGGGGGCAGCAGGAGAGGAUCGCAUGAAACUGGAAGCCAAUCUGGUGGAUUCGCGCUUGGCAUCGCAGAACAUCGAUCUGGAGCAACUGCAGCGCUUAGAGCUCUCCAAGAGGCGGACCCGCGACAUGCUCACCCUGGGUCGCAUAGAGGAGCUGCUGAACUUCAGCCUGCCCGCGGGUGUGAAUCACUGGCUGACCCUGCAGGCUAAUGGAAGUGUCUAUCUGGUGGGCCAGCAGAUGGAUGGCUUCCUGGUGCUGACUGGCGAGUUCAACCCUUUGCAGACCUUUGUCCAUCCCUCUCCCGUGGCUGAUUUUCUUGGACUGGAUCGCUGGAACAGCCGGAAUCAUGUGCAGGAGGGACUGCUGGUGGUUGCUUCCCAGGAUCAGCUCAUCUGGCUGCGCUUGGAACCCAGUCUGGGACUGACAGCCUUCUGGCACUGGUCACUGGGCUUGGCUCUGAACAAGAUAAGCGCCUUCAGCCUGGAAGGACGGGAUUUCCUGGCCCUCGUCGGAAACUACACGCUCAGCAUUUACGCCUAUGACCUGGAAGCGGAGGAGUUCUGGAUUGUACAGCGCCUGCAGCUGUCGGAGAUGAUCUCCGACCUAGCUAUUCUCGAUACAGGCAGGGAACUGCUCCUGGCUGUGGGUCAGUGGGAUGAGGCCUUAAUUUACACGUUUAACUCCAAGGGGGAGCCGCUGCAGCUGCGCCAGCGAAUUGGGGCACCCGAAGUGACCGCCAUUACUGCCUUCCAAAUGGGCGGUAGGAGCUAUCUGGCGCUGGGUGGGAUACUGCCCCAGAUUCUGGUAUAUAUGCAGGGCAAACUUAUACCCCGCACCAUACUCGGACAGAACUUUGGACUUGUAGAGUACUUCUUGCCCGUCCCCGUUCGCAGCUAUCGCGAUGACCUGCUCCUGCUCGUCCAGCAUCGAGUUGUCUUCGACCCCCACUCCCUGCUCGUCCUGGAGGUUCUGGUGUGGAACGGGGAUGCUUUCGAGGCGGGCUUGCCACCACUUUGUGGUGUGACCAACACCUAUGGCGCUGCCUGCAUGCUGGAUCAGGAACAGGAAACUGGCAUCCAAGGAGCGGCCCUGCUUCGCCAACUGGAUCAGCCGCCUUUGGUGCUGGUGCCCAGGAAGCAGGCUCCUUCGGGCCUCUUCCGCCUGGAAGCACAACUGCUGGCAAAAAAUUCGGAGACACACGACCUGCAGGAGAUCAGCCAGUUCAUGCAGGAGUGGGUGCACGAGGAGGAGGAGCUCAUUCAACUAAUUGGGGAUCUCUUGAUAGAAGAUGACCAAGAUAGCAAGCACUACGAAGCGGUAUCCACUCCUUUGGUGGUCAGCGAGGGCGGAACCAUCGAGGAACUCUUUGUGAACAAGAUCCGCUGGACGGGUGCGGAUGCUGUCCUGAAUAUGCAUGAUAUGCUGGAGCAGAUUCGCCUGUUGGACCAAGACCUCAGUCCCAAACGAUCGAAGCGCCACCCCGAGGCGCUCUUUAACUUUCACUACGAACAAUUGGAGGUGGAUGCCAUUGAAUCUGCGGAGCUCGACCUAGAUCUCCUUAACCAUGUGCCUUUCUAUAUCCAAAACGCAUCCCUGGAGCUGCCACUGGGAACCCUGAAUGUGCAGCAAUUGGAACUGUUGAAACCUUCUAAGGAGGAGCUUGUUUCAGUCAUGGGCACAGAAUCCCACGAGGCUCUGGAGCUAGCUGGGGAUUUUGACUGCAUCUUUAUUAACGGAAUUCAGUGGGACAAACUGCUUCAAGAACUGGUGUGGCGGCAUCGGUCCCUAAAGAUCUCUCAGUUAAACGUAGAAGGACCAGUCAUCUUCGAGGAUGCACUGUAUGUGAACUCUCUCAACGACCUGAGCUUCCCAGGAGACUUUCUCUGGUCGCAGGAAAAUGAAACAAGUGUUGUCCAGGCGCCCAAGGAGUUUACGCAAACUCUCUCUACCAAUGUCGUGGACACAUCAGGGACCAUUAACGGAGUGAAUCUUCAGGAUGCCAUCACCCUCAGUGAUUCCCAUGACUGGCCGGGGUGGGUCACCUUCUCUCACCUAGAGGUUUCUGAAGAAUUGGCGAUCAACGGCAGUGCCCAGGGACGCCUGUUCGAGGAGGCGCCUUUAAAUCCCACUCUGCUGGAGUCGCGUAUAAUCCAUUCCGACUGCCAUUUCGACCAACUUUUUGUGAAAGGACCUGUACGCAUGCUUGGAAAACUGGAUAACGACAGCUUUGACUCCCUUCUGGGCGAUCUUGUCCAGCGUGCGCCCGACUCUGGCCAGGAACUGUUAAUAGGUGGAGGCAAGCGGCUGGACCAGCUGCUUAUGCCAGUGGAUACCCAUGUGGCAGACAAUGAGCUGAGUGGGAUUCCCCUCACUGACUUUGUGACUAAGCAUACGCCGCAAACUCUUCGAAAUCUUACACAGCUAGGAGGAUAUGUUUACUUCCACCAGCUGGAGAUUGGUAAAGGCUUCUCCUACAAUGGAGUUCGCCUGCACGAGCUUCUUUCCAAUAGUCUGCGACUGAAUGGGUCACCUCCUCUGAUUUCCCCUCUCACUCGUUUUCGGUUUGUUGGGUCUCCUCCUGAACUCACCCGUCUGCUGGUGGAUCACAGUUUGAACCAGCGGCCGCUGUCCAGUGACUACCAGCUGCUCCACGAACCGCUUUAUCUGAACAGAGCCCACUUCAGUCGCCUGGAGGCAGAGCAGGCUGAAGUGGCUCAUGAUGUGACUGGCAGCGGACUCCUCAACGGGCAGAGCCUGGGCAAUCUUCUCCAAAAGCAACCUCGCACGUGGUCUGGCGAAGUGCACGUUCAGGAGUUAAUCCUCCCCCAGGGAGUGCAAGCAAAUCAGCUGCAGGGCAUAAAGGCGAACCUUUUCCUCGAUUUCCUUCAGCAGCUGGACGAGCUGCCACUGCUGAUUCUCCAGGGUCGGCUACAGGUUGAGCGCAUCGCCGUCAGCGGAUCCGUGCAAGUGGCGGAAGCCUUGAACAAAAGAGAUUUUAAUGAAAUUCAACGGCAGGUGGUGUGGUUGGAUAAACCCAACGAACUAAGGACGCGUUGGAUCCUGCGAGAGUCCCCUCAAUUCCAGGGAAACCUGCAACUCCUGGGCAGUUUCAACGAGCGCCUGUUCCCGGAAUUGCUAGAAGACAUCGUGCUGCGCUCCGAGGGGCAAGAGGUGCUAAUCGAGGGCACCAAAAGCUUCCUGGCUCCCGUACACGCAGAGGAACUCCAUUUGGCUGCUGUGAAUGGGAUUCCCUUCGAGCGUUUGGCCAACAAAGUGAAUCCGCUAAACCUCACUCGAAAUGUCCGUGUUCAGGGACGUCUCUUUGUGGAGGAUCUAAGGCUAAAUGGUCAACUGAACGGGGACACAGAUUCGCCCGCUCAACUGGAACGACUGCUCCGCUGGGAUCCGACAUCGCGGACCUUCAUUCAGCGGGGAGCCGUUGAGCUUCCACGCAAGGAGCUGGAGCACCUAGUGGUGCGGGGCCACCUGGGACACCGCUCCCGGGAGCCCCUCCAGGAACUCUUCGAACAGCUGAUCUUCAAGCAGCAGCCCGGGAUUCGUCUACAAGGCCAUAAGACUUUUACGGGCCGAUUUCGCGUCGAACAUGGGGCAUACAUCAAUGUCUUUAACGCCCUGAAUCUGGAGCAGCUCCUGCGAGACCUAGUCUUUGUUGACUCGCAGGAGGAGGUUGUUCUGGAGACACCUGUGCGCUUUGCGGCUGCAGUUAAGAUGGCGCACCUGCAGGCCGAGCGCCUUGUGCUCUCGGGGGAGCUGCUCAAUGGGUGCAAUGUGAGCCAGUGGCUUUGCGACACAAUUCGUGUGGAUAACGACUUUAAAGCGCCCAAAGUCGCCUUCUCGCAAGGAUCACUGGACGGGAAUUCCCUUGACGUGGAGGAGCUUAACCAAGUGGUUUUGUCGCAAGUGGUCACCAGACACACGGAACAACACCUAGGAGAUUCCUUAACGGCACAAGAGCUUUUCCUAGAUGGGCAGCUGGUGGUGCGGGGAAAUGUCAAUGGUCGAAAUUUAUCCGAAGAGUAUGCCAACACUUUAAUGGUGAAUCCUCAUAAGAAGCAGCGCGUGGAGACGCCCCUUUUUAUGUCCGGCAUUAAUGUCGUCGGAUCUUUGAAGGUUACCUCUCCCGUCAAAGGUUUAAACCUGAGCGAUGUGGCCAUUUUGGCUGAAGAUCCUGUGCGCCUGCAGGCGCCGCUGUAUUUGCACACCCUCAAUGCGCCCUUUUUGCGAGCAGAUCAGAACCUGAACGGAUUUGAUUUCAAGGAUUGGCACCAACGAAGCUUAUGGGCGCUGGGCAGGGAGCAGCAGGAGAUCACCGGUAACUGGCGCGUUAAGAAGCUCCGGGUAAAACAGGCAGAUGAGCUGCGCCCGCGUCGGCAGACUGCUGAGGAGAGCUACUGGGAGUUGUGCGAGCGAUUGGCCAGGAUUCUCCUGCCCUAUCAAGUUCAGAAGCUGCGAAAUAGUUUCUCUCUAAGGCAGGAGCAGGAUCAGGCGGAUGUGCGUCGGGUCUUCGCUUUGGAGGCAGAAGGAGGCACCAGUUAUCUGCUGAUAAACGAGCACGGCUGCUGGACGCGCAUCCAUCGCUGGAAUGGAACUGCGUUCGACCGAUCCGGAGCUUUUCAGAGCGGACCUGUAGACGAGGUGGCUGCCUUGGGAGUGGGGAACAAAAGCUCAACCCAGGAGUUCGCCUUCAUGACGAGCUACGAGAUGCCGGAGGAUGAGCACGAGUCCAGCUGGAAUUGCAGCGGAAUGAAGCCCAAUCUCUUAAGCUGGCAGAUUAACCAAAGAAAGGAUACCAAGCAGAUGGAUAUAUCAGCGGACACCUUGAGGAAUCUCAAGGAUCAUUACGAGAAGCUCAAACAUCGGCCAUUUGCGGAUCCCAGUUACCAGCAGGGUAUCAAAUAUCUUAAGAGCCCAACCAUCGAAUCCCAUCUGGGCUCAAAAUGGCAAGAGGAUAAAUAUAAACUGGAUGCCUCGGAGCUGGCCAGGAUUCGUAGACGCCUACUGGAAACCUUAGAGUUUCGGCUGCAGGCGGAGGUGAACAUCACCCAGCUGAGUAUUCCGGAGAGCGAUCUAUUCGACGAGCACUUGGUGGAGGAUUUCCUGGAGCUAAUGCGGCAGUUGCGAGGUCUGCGCCCCCGCCUGAAGACGGACACUCUUCCGCUGCCGGACACUCCGGCCAGAGUUCUGGCCGCACGGACUGCUCAGCUCAUCUGGCCCGUGCUGCAGGAGUUGCGGGGGCUUUCGAAUGGCACCGGCUCUGGGCACCAGGAGAAAGCUCUCGAGCAAACGCUGCUGGAUGUGCUGGGGUUGGCAAACAAUGGAAAUGACUCUGGGGCUGAUGAUAACCUGCAUGCUGUGAUUCAAAGAUUGAGAAGACUGAAGGAUGAGCUCUAUAAGCAUGUUGAGGUGGGCCAGGAAGAACCUGCAGCCUUAUCUUCGGACAAAGAAGAGCAGUUCCUGCCACUUCCAAACGUGGACAUUCGGCCUGUUAAAACCCUCCGCCUGCACGUAGGUCCCACAAACCGGCCCCGGCUCCUCUACGCCCGGCUGACCGUGCUCACACCCACGGAUGGCCCGCCUCCCACCACACCCUCGACUGCCCCAGGCGCCACCAUACAGCUGCAUCAUGCGAACGGGUCGCUCUUUCAAUCGUUGGCCGCAGAGCGUGGAGCUGGCCAUCUGACCACCUUGCGCGUACGGGAUGAGACGCUGCUGUCCUUUGUGGAGGGCUGCUGCUGGGUACGGGUGCUCGCGUACCGUGGAGUGCAGGGUUUCGUGGACUUUGCCCGUUUUCGCGCUCCCCACAUCGACGGUGGGCAUCAAGACGGGGAGGUGCUGCAAUUACUGUCCCUCCGCUUGCCCCUCAAUCGACCACCUGGAGCCAAGUACUUAUUGGCCGUGGUCCAGGCCCGAGGCGUCACAUUCUACGAACUGGUAAUAGCCGGACUACUUGAACCGUGGCUUAAGUGCACAUAGCUGAAAAUCUUUCGGAGGCUCGCCGGAAUUCAGUUUGUAAUUGAAUUCUUCUGUUUAGUGUGAUUCGAAAUGGCUUUUUUGAAAUCUCUCUCUCUUGUUAAAUCUCUCAUUAUUAUACUUUUUUUUCUAGAUGUUAAUGAAAUGUUGGAUUGUUAUUAAUGUUAUUAAACCUAUAUUAAUGUUUACUAAAAAAAA
This is a messenger RNA of Drosophila gunungcola (fruit fly), 6710 nucleotides long. RefSeq lists its product as uncharacterized. The coding region runs from base 138 to 6515 and encodes 2125 amino acids. The transcript is spliced from 7 exons. The record is from RefSeq and is a predicted model, not a curated record. Gene Ontology annotation, cellular component: cell surface. Gene Ontology annotation, molecular function: heparin binding. NCBI's taxonomy places the organism in Eukaryota, Metazoa, Arthropoda, Insecta, Diptera, Drosophilidae.